CGUCGACGUCAGCAUAACAACAACCUGUCAUGACAGCUCGUGUGGGGGACAAAAUAACGAUUAAGAUAUCAAACCAUAUAAAAUCCGUUUCACCUGGAUGUAAGAUUACCUCUUUAAGUGCGUGAGAUCCAGGAGGGACAGGGCAUUCUAGGACCUGUCAGCUAGCCAGCCGAAGAGACGGGGAACAGGAUAGGGAAGCAGGGCGAGGCGGGCCCCGCGGAGCCGGUGGAGAAGAUGGCCGGCAGCCCGGAGAAGAGCUCCACCGCGCAGGAGCUGAAGGAGCAGGGGAACCGGCUCUUCCUCUGCCGCAAGUACCAGGAGGCUGCUACGUGUUACAGUAAAGCUAUUAACCGUAAUCCAUCAGUGGCAGUGUACUACACCAACAGGGCUCUCUGCCAUGUGAAGCUGCAGCAGCAUGACAAGGCUCUGGCAGAUUGUAAGCACGCGCUGGAGCUGGACAGCCAGUCAGUAAAGGCCCACUUCUUCUUAGGCCAGUGUCACCUGGAGCUGGAGAACUAUGACGAGGCCAUCGGCAACCUGCAGAAAGCUUUUAAUUUGGCAAAAGAACAAAGACUGAAUUUCGGAGAUGACAUCCCCAGCGCCUUGCGCAUUGCAAAGAAGAAGCGAUGGAACAGCAUUGAGGAGAAGCGCAUCAACCAGGAGAACGAGUUACAUGACUAUCUGACUAAACUCAUACAGGCUGAGAAGGAAAGAGAAUUUGAAGAAUACAAAGAGAAACAGGACGACAAUCAAAAUGGAGGAGACGCUGCCAAGGUUGCAUCAAAACAUGACAAGUACCUAAUGGACAUGGAUGAGCUCUUCUCUCAAGUGGAUGAGAAAAGAAAAAAGCGGGAGAUCCCAGAUUACCUGUGUGGUAAGAUCAGUUUUGAGCUGAUGAGGGAGCCCUGCAUCACACCCAGUGGGAUCACGUAUGAUCGCAAGGACAUCGAAGAGCACCUACAGCGAGUGGGUCAUUUUGACCCGGUCACCAGGAGUCCCCUGACCCAGGACCAGCUGAUCCCGAACCUGGCCAUGAAGGAAGUGAUCGAUGCCUUUAUCCAGGAGAACGGCUGGGUGGAGGACUACUGAAAGGACCCCCCCCACCCCCCACCCCCACCUCUCUCCCAUCUCUCCAUCAUACCCAAACACAAGCCUGGACAACACAAGACUGUAGAGAACAGAUCACCCCCUUGCCUGGAGAUGUACUUUAUACAAGCUGGAAAAAGCUACACUAUGGACUACCGAACGAGAGCCAUGUAUCUCACUCUGCCUCUUCCUCCCCACAUUUUAUCUUUGCCGUAAAACUCCCCGCUCCUACCUUCUAAGGCUCGGUGUCCAUGGCCUGCUGCUCCCUUUAAAGCCCUCUUCAUUCUGCUCUGACUAUACUUUCUCUCUUCCUUUCUUUUAUGCUGUAUCAAGUCUCUCAAGCCUGACUCCCUUCUUUAAAUAAGGGGCCACGUUCUCAGGUCUGUCUUGCUCCCUCCCUACUCCGCCUCCCUUUUCUCCGAGUGCCACAAUCCUUGGAUAGCGUCAGCAUUGCACUCCAGUAUUUUACAGAAACCACCAAUAUUAAAGAAAGACAUCUUACACACGGUGGUAGAAUACAUAAAUACACUGUCCUUUUUAUUUGGCAUUUACUCCAGUAUUUCUUGGUAACUUUUUCAUUAAACGUUGAAGCGUUAGCCCACUUCAUAAUCACGUUAGCUUGAACUGGUAACUAAAAUGCCAAAAAAAAAAGACUUCUCGGGAGCGACUAGUUUGUGUGUAGGUUUUACAUAAUGAAGUCCCGCCUCCACCUCCAGGUGGCGCUCCAAACAUACCCACCCCAUAUCACCAUACUGUAAUAUUUUGAGAAAAGAUUUUUUCUUUCUUUGCAUAUCAAUCACACCCCCAAUACAGACAAUUUAAAUAAGUUGAAUGUAUGCAUAAUACUCUUAGAUUUAGGCUUGACCUUUGGUAAUUCAUAAAUGUUUUUUUUUUUCAUAAUACCAGGUUUUUAUUAAAAGCAGCCUUGAACUGGAUGCAGAAAAUCAAUAGAAACGACCGCUGAAUAGAAAAAAAAAAAGUUUUCACAUAGCUGGAUAUUAAUUGAAAAAUGUUUGAAUAUUGGUGGCUGACGUGAGUUGUUCAGGUUGAUGCUAGAAACCUGCUUUUGGAGAAUGGUCUGUGCUGUCUGUGUUGCUCAUAGAAACAAAAAAAAAAAUGUGCUUGGACGUUGUGUUUGGCUCGUGCUGUUUGCCAUGAAUGAUAGCGGACGCUCACAUCAAGCAUGAAGUGAAUUGUUUUUCUUUUCCUAUGCAAAGGCAAGAGGAUGGUAACCAUUGCUCUCCCCCUUUUUUGCUGUUCAUUUUGUGCACCUCCCCCCCCCCCCCUUAUAAAGUCACAGGUUGCACCAGCUUAUGUAAACCAAUCAUCGGUGUGAGACUCAGUUUAAGUCGUGUCUUGUUGCAGGGAUUUGAGGUUCGCUGGCAUCACUGUACCGACCUCCUCCUGUGUUAGAAAUGCUGGAAGAGUUUAUGACCAUUAUAUUAUAUCGCAUCCGUACCUCAGUCCAAAUUCUUUUGGAUGCUGGUUCACUGGCAUUCUCUGUAGAACACAUUUUCAUUUCAGCAUUAGUUUACAGGUUUUCCAGCCGAAUGCGUGUCUGUGGUGAGUUAGGCCUGUCGGUGGUUCAAUGUCUGUGUGCAGGCAGUGUAAAUAAUUUGCUCGUGUAUCAGAUUUUAUUUCUUGACAAAAUAGGGUUCUUUUUUUUUUUUUUUUUUCUUGAUAAAUCCUAGAGCUUGAGAAUCUGUAUUAAAUGUAGAUAUGUUGAUAACAUAAAUGCCUGGUUCAGUUUUCAUUUGUCCCCAUUAAACUGUGAACUUUGAGUUUGUUGUUUUUGUGACGCCGUUAAAUAGAUACCAAGUAUGAUGACGUCUGUACUGUACUGCUCAUAAGCAACCCAUCAAUAGCAAUCAAAUGGUUUCCAACACGUGUUAUGUUAUAAUAUAGGUAUAUAUUCAUAAGAUUGCAGCUUCAAAGCGAAAUAACUGCUUUGCAGUACAAUCCGUGACAUGAGCUUUUCAAUAAAUGCUCAUUUGUUGAAGCUGA
Molecule: messenger RNA, 3090 nt
Organism: Anarrhichthys ocellatus (wolf-eel)
Lineage: Eukaryota; Metazoa; Chordata; Actinopteri; Perciformes; Anarhichadidae
Gene: stub1
Product: STIP1 homology and U-Box containing protein 1
Exons: 8
Coding region: 235-1089 (284 amino acids)
Biological process (GO): protein quality control for misfolded or incompletely synthesized proteins; cellular response to misfolded protein; proteasome-mediated ubiquitin-dependent protein catabolic process
Cellular component (GO): cytoplasm; Z disc
Molecular function (GO): protein-folding chaperone binding; ubiquitin protein ligase activity
Source: RefSeq, a predicted model, not a curated record